UGGGUCAGGAAGAGACCUGGACCUGGACCCAGCUGUGAGUCCAUGAAGAGUGGCUGGUCUAUGGAUCACCCAGUUACCUUUAGAGAUGGACAGGCUGCAGAUGAAGGGAAGAGACCGGACCUGGACCUGGACCAUGGAUCCAGCUGUGAGUCCAUGAAGAGUGGCUGGUCUAUGGAUCACCCUGUUACCUUUACAGAUGGACAGGCUGCAGAUGAAGGAGUUCUGGAAAAGGUGCUGGCUGACUGUCUGCAGAGCAGAAAUCCUGCUGCAGUUUGUCAGCGUAAACUUAAAUCUAACCUGAAGAAGAAGUUCCAGUGUGUGUUUGAGGGCAUUGCUAAAGCAGGAAACCCACCCCUUCUGAACCAGAUCUACACAGAGCUCUACAUCACAGAGGGGGGGUCUGCAGAGGUCAACAAGGAACAUGAGGUCAGACAGAUUGAAAGAGCAUCCAGGAAACCACACAGACCAGAAACAACCAUCAGACAAGAAGACCUCUUUAAAGCCUCACCUGGAAGAGAUGCACCAAUCAGAGCAGUGCUGACAAAGGGCGUGGCUGGCAUUGGGAAAACAGUCUUAACACAGAAGUUCACUCUGGACUGGGCUGAAGGCAAAGCCAACCAGGACAUCCAGUUCAUAUUUCCAUUCACCUUCAGAGAGCUGAAUGUGGUGAGAGAGAACAAGUACAGCUUGGUGGAACUUGUUCAUCACUUCUUCUCUGAAACCAGAGACGCAGGAAUCUGCAGGUUUGAUCAGUUCCCGGUUUUGUUCAUCUUUGACGGUCUGGAUGAGUGUCGACUUCCUCUGGACUUCCUCAACACUGAGAUCCUGACUGAUGUCACAGAGUCCACCUCAGUGGAUGUGCUGCUGACAAACCUCAUCAGGGGGAAGCUGCUUCCCUCUGCUCGCCUCUGGAUAACCACACGACCUGCAGCAGCCAAUCAGAUCCCUCCUGAGUGUGUGGACAUGGUGACAGAGGUCCGAGGGUUCACUGACCCACAGAAGGAGGAGUACUUCAGGAAGAGAUUCAGAGAUCAGGAGCAGGCCGGCACCAUCAUCUCCCACAUCAAGACCUCACGAAGCCUCCACAUCAUGUGCCACAUCCCAGUCUUCUGCUGGAUCUCUGCUUCAGUUCUGGAGGAGGUGUUG
Notothenia coriiceps (black rockcod) is the source of this 1146-nucleotide messenger RNA. RefSeq names its product protein NLRC3-like. The transcript has 4 exons. NCBI's taxonomy places the organism in Eukaryota, Metazoa, Chordata, Actinopteri, Perciformes, Nototheniidae. The annotation marks the transcript as partial. The record is from RefSeq and is a predicted model, not a curated record.